GUUAGACAACGCCUUUUAAUGUUAACAUCAUACAUUUGAGAAUUUCAACUCCAGAAAUUCCAACAUCUACCCAUUUAAAAUACGUUCUGAAUCAAAAGUACUUUCUAAUACACUCCAGAGGUUUUACCUAGGUGAUGUAAAUGAACAUAUUUUUAUAUGUAAUACCAAAUCAGUUAGUGUUAGUAUAACGUUAAACGUCACAGUUUCCAUGAAAUUUAUUUACGAAUUUUCUUAUUUCCUUGUUCACUUAUUCAAAUAGGCUCAUGUAAAGUUUAUCGAUCUCAAGACAAGGGAGUUGGAAAAGGUAUUUCAACUACAGUAGAUUCAUCUUGCCCAGCUCCUUUUGUACUGAAUUUAAAAGUUGAUGCUCAAGUAAGAACACGUUUAUUUAUCGCAGUUUAUCUCAUUCUGUAUUGUGUUGUGCAUACCAUUUAGAAAGUUUUGAAUCAGUGAUAUGUGCGUUCACAUAAAAGUAUGCGUCAGGGUUGAAUAUAAAUUCUCAUUCUUAUGAGCAUUAUGUCGUGAAGCGAAUUCUACCAACGCUCAAAGUUUGACACUUUUAAACUUGCUUUACACCCCUCACACUUUUAACAACCAAAAAGCAGUAAAAGUACAAUUAAGAACUAGAUCUAAAUUUAUACUUGGCAUAUUGUCCAAAAUUGCAUGAAUCGGUUUAUUCUUUUAACAGCCUGUUGUAAAUAUAAAACUUCAGGUAAUGCUACUAAGAAACUUGGAUACUAGCCGUGAACUUGUCAACGGAGCACGAGGCAUAGUAGGAAAGAUAAACAGUGAUACUGGUCUUCCUGAAGUUCGAUUUUAUCCCGCAAAAGCGAAUGGAUCUAAUGGCAUCUUACAUGUUGUGCAAAUUGAAAAGUGGACGAUUCGUGGGAUUGAUGCCAAAGAAAUCGCAAGUCGACGUCAAUUACCACUAACUCUGGCUUGGGCAAUAUGCAUCCGUAAAAGUCAGGGGAUAACAUUGGAAUAUGCAGAAUUAGCUCUGUCAAAAGUUCGUAUUUUGCAAUAG
This is a messenger RNA of Schistosoma mattheei, 1024 nucleotides long. Lineage: Eukaryota; Metazoa; Platyhelminthes; Trematoda; Strigeidida; Schistosomatidae. The record is from the annotation of a GenBank genome assembly.